Molecule: messenger RNA, 1068 nt
Organism: Penicillium cataractarum
Lineage: Eukaryota; Fungi; Ascomycota; Eurotiomycetes; Eurotiales; Aspergillaceae
Product: mitochondrial 54S ribosomal protein uL5m
Exons: 3
Coding region: 1-1068 (355 amino acids)
Biological process (GO): translation
Cellular component (GO): cytosolic large ribosomal subunit; ribosome
Molecular function (GO): RNA binding; structural constituent of ribosome
Source: RefSeq, a predicted model, not a curated record
AUGGCUGUCAGGGAGUCAUCAAGAUACCUGGCACGGGCAGUUCCCAGGGCCUUUGUGCCUUCUGCUCGUCAACAGGUCUUUUUGGGCCGCCGCAAUGUCUCCGAUGAGGCCCCGUCCAGGCGUCUGUCGGACCAGCUGGACGAGCUGGAAACCGCGUCGUCCUUGACCACCCCUGUGCCAGAGACUGCCGCCAAAUCAUUCGAUCCUGUUACCCGGGCAAAGGGUCGCAAGACUCAGCUCCCUCGCUCGCGAUACCAAUUCCGUUCUCCCAAGUACGAUCGCGGUCCUCUCCACCCUCACCAACCUCCUCCUCCCUCCGACCCAUCCUCUCGCCUGUUCGUCCCGGGCCCCUUCUCCCUCCCGCGCGCCCAGCAGACCUACAACUCGACCGUCGCAUCCGACAUCCUCACCCUAUGCUACGUGCACACGCCACCAGGCUUCAAGCCUCCUCCCAAAGCCCCCCGUCUGCGUGAGUGGGACGACAGCUCGCCCUACCACAAGAACCGUCCCCUCCGCGGACCCCGUGGCGGUGAUGUCCUGCGCCUACUCCGCAAGCCGAUCCGGUUCAACAACAUCCCCGAGGUUGAGCGCAUCACGAUUCACAGUUACGUGAAGGGUGCGGCGCAGGAGAACUCUGGAUGGCUGCACGUGGCUGGUAUGGCAGUGCAGGCUGUCUCGAACGUGCGCGUGGAGACGUUCAAGUCCAAGGCUAGCGUUGCUACGUGGAGCAUUGCUCCUGGCCGUGACACGGUUGCUGUCAAGGCUGAGAUGCACGGCGAGACUAUGUACCAUUUCCUCGGCAAGCUGAUUGAUGUGGUUCUGCCUCGCAUCAAGGACUGGCCUGGUGUUAAGGGAAGCAGCGGUGAUAGCAGUGGUAAUAUCACUUUCGGUCUGGAACCGGAGCACGUUGCCUUGUUCCCUGAGAUUGAGGUCAACUAUGAUAUGUACCCUCCCAAGAUGAUCCCUGGUUGCCACAUCACCCUCCACACCACCGCCAAGUCUGACAAGGACGCCCGCCUCCUCCUGAGCGCUAUGGGUAUCCCAUUCUACGGGAAGAUCGUGCAGUAA